CCUUUGAUGGAAUCUGCUCGUAGCAGCAGUUCAUGUUUGGAAUCUAAAUUGGUAAAGAUGGUCUAAAAUAGGCCAGCCAGCCAGCCAGCCAUCCGUCUACACUGGGAGACAUGCGGGUUCACGAGAUGACAUAAAGCUUCAUGGUAGCACCCUCAUCGGGAAAAAAGGUCACAAAGUGUGACGCCCCAUCGACCGAUGGCGAACGUACAUAGACGCGGUGUAUCGUCGUCACAGUCAGUCGCCAGAUUUCCGCCGUUCGCCGUCGCGUCGUGGUAAUGAUGAGAGCGAGUGGGGGUGCGGCGGUUUGUUUGUAGCACUGGGCGAAACCACUGAACCGUACACUAUUGCGCUCCAUUGGAGGCGGUCACACAUACAGAGCCUCACACAAGCUAUACAUACUGAGAGGCACAUUAGGCGGUAUCGUUGUGCACCGAAACAAACUUUUCCCACAGUGUACGAUUUUUCGGGAUGUCGGACACGGAAGACGAGUCCCUUAGUUCCGAAAGUUGGCCCAUCAACGAAGACUGGCUGGUUGAGGUACUUAAAAAGCACCAUGAGGUGCGAUCCGGAAUUAAAAUUACGGAUUUCAAGGUGAAACAAGGCUGCCACGAUGGAGUGAACAACCUGAGCGAUAUUCUGUCGGUAUCGGUGGUGUACGAGUUCCAGCAGGUCAACCAGGUCGCAAGCAAAAGCUUGGACAUUGUGAUAAAACUGCUGCCUCAGGAUCCGUUUAGCAGGUUUUUCGUAACGGAGGCACAGUUCGAUCUGCGUGAGAUCAAGUUCUACACUAGCAUUCUUCCCGACCUACUCGCCUUCCAGGACACGAACGUCUCCAAGGAGGACAACGCCUCCAUGUUGGUAUCUGUCCCGACCUGCUUCUAUACCCAAUAUGCGCCGGCCAUCAGCUCCUCUCAGGGUAGUCCGGAACCACCCGAAAGCAUCCUGGUAUUGGAAGACAUGCGUUCACUCGGAUAUAAGGGAGCUAAUUUUACGUCGGGUCUAACUGUUAGUCAAACUGAGGCCGCCAUCCGAGCUAUUGUCGCCAUCCAUGCCCUAUCACUGGGUCUGAAACUCAAAAAGAAGGUCGACGUUAACGAAAAAUAUCCCUUCUUAUUCCAAACAACUCGCGCAACCGAAAGCUAUCAGCAGCUGGUUGAGCAAGGAAUGCCCCAGCUCACCAAGUUCCUCGAAGGCAAAGACGGCUACGAGAACGAGCUGAAAGCCCUAAACAAGAUUCGGGUCCGUACCAGAGAACUCAUCGAAACCUUACUGCAGCCGAUAGAACCGAUGGGACUGAUCACGCACACGGACUUCUGGUGCAACAAUUUGCUGUUCCGAGCCGAAGGGGAAGGUACCGAUAGCUGCAUCAUUCUGGACUGGCAAAUGGUGACUUACAGCCGACCAACCAACGAUCUGGCGCUGCUGCUGAUUUCCUCGAUUCCGUCCAACAUUCGGCGGCAGCAUGGCGGCCGGUUGCUCGAUAUGUAUUACAACCUGCUCAAGUCGAGCUGUCAGAAGUUGGACAUAGACGUCGAGGCCGACCUGGGAUACAGUCGGAACAAGAUGGAACUUGAGUAUCGACAAUCAGAAUUGCUCGCCUUGCUGCUUUGUAUCGGAUCGAUCGACAUUGCGAUAGGGAACCCGGUUGCGGAGCAACGUUUGUUGGAUGUUUUGCGAGAUUUCAACGAGGAAGGUAUCCUCAAUUUGGACGAAUGUCUCUAGACAAAAGCACGAGAAUAAUAAAAAAUGUAUGUUUUGCGUCUUGAAAAUCGUCGAUUAGGCUUGAAAUCAAAUUUUACAUUUUAUAGAAGUAAGGUGCAGCUGCUACUCAGUCACUUUCUAGUUGAUUAAGAAAUAUAGCAUAAAUGAAUCAAUUUUUUGAGAAAAUCCAGCGCUUUAAAAAAAGCCCCAGCAUGCAACCGAAUCCAACCAAAAAGAGUCAAUCCUAAAUCAAUCGUAUACGUUUUGAAACGCCUUUUUAGUCAAAAAAAAUUGAAUUAUGGCAGUGUCAACGCUAUAGCAGCUUAUGCAUGAAUAAUAAAACCGCACGCAUAAACAGCGAACAAGUUUGGUUUCAGCUGCUCAGCAAAAAAACAAGGACACAAUAUUGUUUAAACAGAUUAGCACAAAAUACUGCAAAACUAUAUAUUACUGAUAGUCACUCACAGAAUAAGUGUACCGAUAGAAUUUUACCGUCAAAUUGAAGUAUUCUAAUGCUACCAAACAGAAAAAAAUUGUUGUGUUAAUUACAGGUAACCAAUUGCUGUAAUAAAAAUUACCAAACC
This is a messenger RNA of Armigeres subalbatus, 2285 nucleotides long. RefSeq lists its product as uncharacterized. Bases 469 to 1722 code for a protein of 417 amino acids. Lineage: Eukaryota; Metazoa; Arthropoda; Insecta; Diptera; Culicidae. The record is from RefSeq and is a predicted model, not a curated record. The transcript is spliced from 7 exons.